This is a messenger RNA of Epithele typhae, 1497 nucleotides long. Its product is annotated as cytochrome P450. The transcript is spliced from 11 exons. The record is from RefSeq and is a predicted model, not a curated record. Lineage: Eukaryota; Fungi; Basidiomycota; Agaricomycetes; Polyporales; Epitheliaceae. Gene Ontology annotation, molecular function: oxidoreductase activity, acting on paired donors, with incorporation or reduction of molecular oxygen; monooxygenase activity; iron ion binding. The coding region runs from base 1 to 1497 and encodes 498 amino acids.
AUGGACACUCUGCAAGUAGUCGCUUAUACAUCUGCCUUCGUCCUCGCCGGUCUCGCCUUGCGAUGGUACAUGCAUCCGCUCCGUGCGAUUCCCACCUUGGGAGGCUCUGACCUACCCAUCUUGUCGCAUUAUGCCGCGCAGAACUUCAUGCGCAAUGGCAAAACCUUGCUCCAAGAGGGCUAUCGGAAGUAUCAUGGACACGCCUUCAAGGUCCCUCUCUAUGACAACUGGCUUGUCGUCGUCUCCGGACCAAAGAUGGUCGAUGAAUUGAGGAGACGGCCGGAUGAUGAGGUAUCCUUCCUGGACGGCACUCUCCAGAUGCAGCACAUGAUCGGUCAUGACGAGGAAGAGCACCGCCAUGUGCACAUCGACAUCAUCAGAGACAAGCUUACGAGGUCGCUGCCCGCUCUCAUGCCCGUCAUUAUCGAGGAGCUCAAGGCAGCUAGCGACGAUUACAUCAGUGUCACCGGAGAUGAAUGGGAAGCCAUCACCGUAAUGCCCGCUAUGCAGAAGAUCAUUGCUCGUAUCUCGAACCGCGUAUUCGUGGGGUUGCCGACCUGCCGGAACGAAGAUUUCCUUCGUAAAGGUAUCAUGUUUGCCGUCGAAAUUUUCCAGGACAAUGACAAACUCAAGCGUGUCCCGAAGUUCCUCAAGCCACUCUACGGGCCGAUGAUCAGCAAGGCGAGAAAGACGCUGAGGUCUGCGACUGCCGAAUUGGCGCCGAUCAUCGAAGAGAGGAAGUCUCGGAUGAGCGAGUUUGGCGGGGACUGGACGGAUAAGCCGAAUGACUUCGUCCAGUGGUUGCUCGAACAGACGAACAAUGGCUUUUCAGCAGCUGAAAUUGCCAAAAUUGUUUUGGUUCUCAACAUGGCCGCCAUCCACACGUCUUCCAACAGUAUUACUCACAUCCUCUACCAUCUUGCCGCCGAGCCCCAAUACCUUGCCCCGCUUCGCGAGGAGGUCGAAGCCGUCAUCGUCGAGGAGGGCUGGACGAAGGCUGCCAUGGUCAAGAUGUGGAAGCUGGACAGUUUCAUGAAAGAGUCGCAGAGGAUCAACGGGAUCAGCAUGACUUCCCUGACGCGCAAGGUUAUGAAGGAUAUCACCCUGAAUGACGGCACAUUCCUCCCGAAGGGCACCCUCGUUGUCGCGGAUGCCUUUAACACCCACCAUGACGACAACGUUUACGCCGAUGCCGACACGUUCGACGGUUUCCGCUUCGCUCGGAUGCGCGAAGGAGAGGGCGAGGGUACGAAGCACCAGUUCGUGAACACCUCGGUCGAGUAUGUGACCUUCGGCCACGGCAGGCACGCCUGCCCUGGUCGCUUCUUCGCGGCGAACGAGCUCAAGGCCAUGCUUGUCUACAUCAUUAUCAACUAUGACCUGAAGAUCGGCGGGGACGGCAAGCGUCCUAGCAACAUUUACCACGGAGCCGGUGUUACCCCGGCGUUCGGCGGGCAAGUGUUAUUCAGGAAGCGGCAGGACGCCCCCGUCAUCUGA